AUGUCCAGUUGGAACACUGGCAUGGUCAAUGGCUCGACUUUGCAGCCUACUCUGCCAAAGAGCAUUCUGCCUGCUGUCAUUCUUGGAUGGUCUAUGUGGCAGUACCUUUUGAGUUUUCUUCUCGGAGUCAUAGUCUACGACCAAGUCAUGUACAUCAAACGCAAAGGAUCAAUCGCCGGACCUGCCUUCAAGAUUCCUCUCAUGGGACCAUUCCUCCAGGCUCUUGAUCCAAAAUUUGAUGGGUAUCUUGCACAAUGGGCAAGUGGUCCUUUGAGCUGUGUGUCGGUCUUCCACAAAUUCGUCGUUCUUGCUUCAGACCGUGACCUGGCGCACAAAGUCUUCAAAUCGCCUGCAUAUGCAGAACCAUGCAUAGUUCCAGUCGCAAAGGACAUCAUCGGACAUAAGGCUUGGGUCUUCCUCCAGGGUCGAGACCAUGCAGAAUACCGACGGGGAUUGACUCCUUUAUUCACCAACAAGGCCAUGGCCACAUAUCUUCCUGUCCAGGAAAAGGUGCUGGCCGAUUACUUUGACAAAUUCGUGGCCACCAGCGAGGCAAAUCAGAACAAGCCCAUGCCUUUCAUGACCAUGUUCCGCGAGAUCAACUGUGCUCUUUCAUGUCGCACCUUCUUCGGCGAUUACAUCUCUCAGGACGCUGUCAAGAAAAUCGCUGACGACUACUACCUUGCCACCGCUGCUCUUGAGCUUGUCAACGUACCACUCUCAAUGUACAUUCCUGGAACAAAAGUGUGGCGAGGUAAGCGUGUCGCUGAUGCUGUUCAUGUUGAAUUUGCGAAGUGUGCAGCCGCGUGCAAAGCAAACAUGGCGAGUGGUGCUGCUCCCACAUGCACUGUUGACCAUUGGGUGCUCCACAUGAUGCAGUCCAACCGUUAUCGCGAGAGGAUUGCAGCUGGAGAGGCCGACGUCGAGAAGCCGAUCAACCUGAUCCGCGAGUUCACUAACGAAGAGAUCGGUGAGACGCUCUUCACCUUCCUCUUUGCCUCGCAGGAUGCAUCCAGCAGUGCCACGACCUGGCUGUUCCAAAUUCUUGCACAGCGCCCCGACGUACUCGAUCGCCUCAGACAGGAAAACCUUGACGCUCGCGGUGGAGACAAGAACAAGCCUUUCGAUCAGCCCAUGUUGGAGUCUCUGACCUACACCAACGCUGUCGUCAAGGAGCUUCUUCGCCACAGGCCGCCUGUCAUCUUCGUCCCUUACCUUGCCACCAAGGACUUCCCGGUCACGCCGAAUUACACUGUACCAAAAGGCUCCAUGAUCAUCCCCUCCUGCUACCCAGCCUUGCACGAUCCCCAAGUAUACCCCGAGCCAGACGUCUUUGACCCUGACAGAUGGAUCACUGGUGAUGCUGAGUCCAAGACCAAGAACUGGCUUGUCUUUGGUGCAGGUCCACAUGAUUGUCUUGCAAGAAGGUAUGUGCCGCUAUCCAUGGCUGGCAUGAUCGGUAAGGCUGCUAUGGAGCUCGACUGGAAGCACUACGAGACCGAGUUAUCUGAAGAGAUCAAGGUCUUCGCUACUCUGUUCCCCAUGGAUGGAUGUCCUCUCGUCUUCUCUAAGCGCCGUUGA
Messenger RNA from Aureobasidium melanogenum CBS 110374, 1581 nucleotides. RefSeq names its product cytochrome P450. Gene Ontology annotation, molecular function: iron ion binding; monooxygenase activity; oxidoreductase activity, acting on paired donors, with incorporation or reduction of molecular oxygen. Lineage: Eukaryota; Fungi; Ascomycota; Dothideomycetes; Dothideales; Saccotheciaceae. Gene Ontology annotation, biological process: sterol metabolic process. The transcript has 4 exons. Bases 1 to 1581 code for a protein of 526 amino acids. The record is from RefSeq and is a predicted model, not a curated record.